AUGGUUCAAUUCUCCACUCCACUCAUAUUCGUUAACGUCGCUGAUACAUACGUGAACAAUGAAUCUUCAGCAGUUUCUGCACAUUUGAAAAAUUCCGAUAUAACAUGUUUUUCCUACUAUUCGAGUAAGUGUUGCAACUUUCAAAGUAGUCCUUGCAGAAAUGUAGUGAUGAACAGCAUACCCGUGAUGGCAUUACUCGUUCAUCGACGAAAAAUUCACAGAUAUUAA
This is a messenger RNA of Brugia malayi, 228 nucleotides long. RefSeq lists its product as uncharacterized. The coding region runs from base 1 to 228 and encodes 75 amino acids. The record is from RefSeq and is a predicted model, not a curated record. NCBI's taxonomy places the organism in Eukaryota, Metazoa, Nematoda, Chromadorea, Rhabditida, Onchocercidae. The transcript is spliced from 3 exons.